Molecule: messenger RNA, 1253 nt
Organism: Eptesicus fuscus (big brown bat)
Lineage: Eukaryota; Metazoa; Chordata; Mammalia; Chiroptera; Vespertilionidae
Gene: EIF2B1
Product: eukaryotic translation initiation factor 2B subunit alpha
Exons: 9
Coding region: 137-1054 (305 amino acids)
Biological process (GO): translational initiation
Cellular component (GO): eukaryotic translation initiation factor 2B complex
Molecular function (GO): guanyl-nucleotide exchange factor activity; translation initiation factor activity
Source: RefSeq, a predicted model, not a curated record
AGCGCGCCGGAAGUGGAGUGCGGAGCGGCGCCGCGCGCUGUCAGUCUGUGAGAUUCGGAGCCGGCGCGCUCGCGGGACGCCAGCAGGCAGCACGGGCGGCUCCGGGCCCCUCGGGCUCCGCGGUCCGGAGGGCACCAUGGACGACAAGGAGCUGAUCGAGUACUUUAAGUCUCAGAUGAAAGAAGAUCCCGACAUGGCCUCGGCUGUGGCUGCCAUACGGACUCUGCUGGAGUUCUUGAAGCGAGAUAAAGGGGAGACGAUCCAGGGCCUGAGAGCGAACCUCACCAGGGCCAUCGAAACGCUGUGCGGCGUGGACUCCUCCGUGGCCGUGUCCUCGGGCGGGGAGCUCUUCCUGCGCUUCAUCAGCCUCGCGUCCCUGGAGUACUCGGAUUACUCCAAAUGUAAAAAGAUCAUGAUUGAGCGGGGAGAGCUUUUCCUCAGGAGAAUAUCCCUGUCGAGAAGUAAGAUUGCAGAUCUGUGCCACACUUUCAUCAAAGACGGGGCGCGGAUCCUGACCCACGCCUACUCCAGAGUGGUCCUGAGGGUCCUGGAGGCGGCCGUGGCGGCCAAGAAGCGCUUCAGCGUGUACAUCACCGAGUCGCAGCCGGAUCUGUCCGGGAAGAAAAUGGCCAAAGCCCUGUGCCACCUCAACGUCCCUGUCACCGUGGUCCUGGAUGCCGCCGUUGGCUACAUCAUGGAGAAGGCGGACCUCGUCAUCGUGGGCGCCGAAGGGGUUGUUGAGAACGGAGGCAUCAUUAACAAGAUUGGAACCAACCAGAUGGCUGUGUGCGCCAAAGCGCAGAACAAGCCCUUCUAUGUGGUCGCGGAGAGUUUUAAGUUCGUCCGGCUCUUCCCACUGAACCAGCAGGACGUCCCAGACAAGUUUAAGUACAAGGCGGACACUCUGAGGUCGGUGCAGACCGGACAGGACCUCAGAGAAGAGCACCCGUGGGUCGACUACACGCCCCCCUCCCUGAUCACACUGCUGUUCACAGACCUGGGGGUGCUGACGCCCUCGGCCGUCAGCGACGAGCUCAUCAAGCUGUACCUGUAACGGGUGCCUUCCUGCCUCGAGGUGACGUAGCUGCGGCGGGGGAGGAGCCUCUGGACCCCGCGGCGAGCCCGGCCAAAGGGAACUGUUUUAACGGAGAUUUAUGGACUAAGGACUUCAAGUCAUAAUUUUGGUGGAUUUUUUAUUCUUUCCACUCCUGUUUAAACAUGUUCCCGGUUCCCAUAAAACAACCUAAGUUGUA